AUGUGGCUCCUCCUGAUCUUCCUGGUGAACAAAAGAGUUACUCUGAGCUGUCCUGCAAGUGAUGCCUUCCCUGUCCCUCAUGAGUGGUACCAGCCUGGUGACCUCAUCAUUGGUGGGAUGGUAUCUCAAAUUGUUUACUAUUUUACUGAAAAUCAAUUUAAGGAACAUCCUUCUCUAAAACCUUAUGACUUACCCUUCAUAAUAACCAAAUUCUACCAGCACGUCCUUGCCUUGGCCUUUGCUGUGAAGGAGAUCAAUGAGGAGUCCCAGAUCUUACCUAACAUCACUCUCGGGUUCCACAUCUAUGACAGCUACUACAAUCCAAGGAUGACCUACCGCACCACUCUGGACCUGCUCUUCAAAUCCAAGAAAUUUGUCCCCAACUACAAAUGUGACAGCCAGAAAAAUCUCAUGGCCAUCAUUGGAGCAAUUGCAUCUGAUACUUCAUCCCAUAUGGCCGAAAGUAUAAAUGUCUACAAGAUCCCACAGUUGACCUAUGGCUCUUUUCCCCAAGAAGAGUUUCAGACUACUAAGUUAUCUGCAUUUUACUGUAUGGUCCCAAUUGAGGACCAUCAGUACAUUGGAGUUAUACAACUUCUUCUCCGUUUUGGAUGGACAUGGAUUGGAGUCUUUGCUUUUGAUAAAUCACCCUCAAUGAGCAGUGAGACUUGCAGUGGAGAAGAGAAUUUGGAGAAUCUGCCAGGGCCUCUGUUUGAGUUGCAGAUGACUGGCCAAAGCUAUAGCAUUUACAAUGCUGUGUAUGCAGUGGCACAUUCUUUGAAGGAGACAGUGAGAUCACGAUCCAAACAGAGAGAGAUUCCAGGGUUUGAAUUUCCAGAUCUGCAGCCUUCGCAGAUGGAAGAUUGUUUCGAAUGUCCUGAAGAACAGUAUCUAAGCAAGGAGCAAGAUCAUUGCAUCACCAAAAGAACAACUUUCCUGUCUUAUGAGGAACCUUUAGGGAUCUCUUUGGCAUCAGCUGCUGUUGCUUUUGGCUUGAUAACAGCCUGGAUACUUGGAACUUUUAUUAAAUCCAGGGAUACUCCCAUAGUAAAAGCCAACAACCAGGACCUCACUUACACUCUCCUAGGGUCUCUUUUGCUCUGCUUCCUCUCUUCCUUUUUAUUCCUCAGCCAACCUGGGAAAGUCACCUGCCUUCUGCAGCAACCAGCUUUUGGCGUCAUCUUCUCAGUGGCUGUUUCUUGUGUCUUGGCCAAAACCAUCACUGUGGUUGUGGCUUUCAUGGUUACUAAGCCAGGUUCUACAAUGAGGAAAUGGGUGGGGAAAAGAUUGGCCCUUUCCAUUGUCCUUUCUGCUUCUUUUCUUCAAGUAGCUCUUUGCACCCUGUGGUUGGCAACCUUUCCUCCCUUCCCUGACUUAGACAUGCACUCCCUUAUGGAAACCAUAAUUUUGCAAUGCAGUGAAGACUCCGUCCUCAUGUUCUAUUGUGUCCUGGUCUACCUGGGUUUCUUGGCUAUUGCCAGCUUCCUCGUGGCAUAUCUCGCCCGUAAUUUGCCUGACAGUUUUAAUGAAGCCAAGUUUAUUACAUUCAGUAUGUUGGCUUUCUGCAGUGUGUGGCUGUCCUUUCUUCCAAGAUAUCUCAGCAGCGGAAAAGCCAUGGUGGCUGUGGAGAUCUUCUACAUCUUGUCCUCCACUGCUGGGUUAUUGGGAUGCAUUCCCCCCGCCCAAAAAAAAUACUUCAUCAUGGUGCUGAGGCCAGAACUAAAUAGUAGGCACCAACUAAUAAAAUAA
Molecule: messenger RNA, 1749 nt
Organism: Python bivittatus (Burmese python)
Lineage: Eukaryota; Metazoa; Chordata; Lepidosauria; Squamata; Pythonidae
Source: RefSeq, a predicted model, not a curated record